Molecule: messenger RNA, 993 nt
Organism: Hyalella azteca
Lineage: Eukaryota; Metazoa; Arthropoda; Malacostraca; Amphipoda; Hyalellidae
Exons: 4
Coding region: 100-453 (117 amino acids)
Source: RefSeq, a predicted model, not a curated record
GCCUUAAAUAUCCCUGGGCUGUGCAGCGCGUAUGCAGGAUACCGUGUGGGGAUAUUGCCGGGACCUGAAAUUGUGCACUAGGAAAUAAGAACUGCCGAGAUGACGCGUGCAUUGCUGGUCCUGAGCGUGCUGCUGGCCUGUGUGGGGCUGAGCGCCGCGCAGUGCGAGGAGGGCUGGGUGCCGAUCCAGUCAGGCUGCUACGGUCUCGUCCAGACCACGAAGACCAACUGGACCGAGGCCAGUGCCUACUGCCAGGCCCUCGGGGCUGACACUGCCAUCGUGGAUGACGCGGAUGUGCUGCGGGGGCUGUACGAGUACAUCAUUGCUUACCGCUUCUCACUGGAGCCUCAAGGCGGCGAUGAGGAGAACUGCCUGGCGCUGGCAGAGGACAGGUUCUACUACAUGGACGACAGGGCGUGCGACCUACUCUACUUCCCCCUCUGCCAGAAGUAGGGGCUCUAACUCUAGAAGUCUACUGCUCUACCUCUGCUAGAAGUAGGGGCUGCUCUACUUAACCCCUCUGCCAGAAGUAGGGGCUUCUCUACUUCUCCCUCUGCCAGAAGUAGGGGCUGCUCUACUUCCCCCUCUGCCAGAAGUAGGGGCUGCUCAACUUUCCCCUCUGUCAGAAGUGGGGGCUGCUCUACUUCCCCCUCUGCCAGAAGUAGGGGCUGCUCUACUUCCCCCUCUGCCAGAAGUAGGGGCUGCUCUACUUCCCCCUCUGCCAGAAGUAGGGGCUGCUCUACUUCCCCUGAGACGGAUGUUGCUCAUUCUUCCCAUUAUUAAAUAUAAUUAUUUCAUUGUAUUUCUAGUGCCUCCACAAGUUCAACACUUUCAUUCCAAAUUAAUGAUGUCUUUUUUCGUAUUAUAAAACUAUUUAUGGGCAUUGGGUUGUGUUAUCAUAUGUAUUUACUAUCAGAAUUAUACUAGUAGAGUGGAUUACUUGCAUUGCAAAGUUUUAUUGCUUGCAAUAAAUAAUAAGAUCACUUGAGCAUU